GACGCGGUGGUGCAUCUGGCAACAAAUUCAGGAUGACCCUCGGUCUUCCCGUUGGUGCAAUAAUGAACUGUGCUGAUAACUCGGGUGCUAAGAACCUUUAUAUUAUAAGCGUUAAGGGUAUCCAUGGGCGAUUAAACAGAUUACCCGCUGCUGGUGUCGGAGAUAUGGUUAUGGCAACUGUGAAGAAGGGGAGACCAGAUUUGAGGAAGAAAGUUAUGCCUGCUGUUGUCAUACGCCAGAGAAAACCAUGGCGUAGGAAAGAUGGAGUGUUUCUUUAUUUCGAAGACAAUGCUGGCGUAAUUGUCAAUCCGAAGGGAGAAAUGAAGGGUUCCGCUAUCACGGGGCCUGUCGGUAAAGAAUGUGCUGACCUAUGGCCUCGUAUUGCCUCGUCUUCCGGGACAGUUGUACGUAUUCAGGGAUUGUGUAUCUUAUGUAAAUAA
This is a messenger RNA of Paraglomus brasilianum, 440 nucleotides long. The record is from the annotation of a GenBank genome assembly. NCBI's taxonomy places the organism in Eukaryota, Fungi, Glomeromycota, Glomeromycetes, Paraglomerales, Paraglomeraceae.